CAGAUUUGUGAACUUGCUGCUGGUAAGGCGAUAUUCAACCUUAAAAGGCGCUGGACUGUACAAAUUUCAGGGAUCGUGUUCCGGAAAUUUGACUGGCAAAAAUGGUGACCGACCGAAACGAUCUCAACAAGGGGAUGAGAUGUAUCAAGUACAUUAUAUUUGUCAUCAAUUUCCUGUUCCUGCUCACUGCGAUCCUCAUCGUCACCGUGGGAACUGCCAUCGGAACGAUAUUCGGUGAUUUUGAGUAUUUCAUCGAUGCGCACUUCUUCUCGCCGGCUCACCUGUUGGUUGCAAUCGGAUUCAUCAUGAUGUUCGUGUCGAUCUUUGGCUGCAUCGGAGCCGUUAAGGAGAGCACCGCAAUGAUCAACAUUUACGGUGUUCUGCUGGCAAUCGUUUUCAUUCUGGAAGUGGCGACUGCCAUUUCAGCGUUCGCACUGCGAGGACAAGUCGAGGAAAUGGUACGUCGAACUAUCAACGAAUCUAUGGCCAGCUACAACGGCAAUCCGAACGUGGCUCAGUCCGUUGAUUUCAUGCAACAAGUGCUGGAAUGCUGUGGCGUGGAAGGCUACCAGGAUUGGAAGUUUUUCCUACCAAAUGCAACGGAAAGCAUUGAACUGCCGAAAUCAUGCUGUCAACGAUCGACACUGGAUGAAUCGUGCAUUCCCUUCGAGUACGGUUGCUAUUCUCGUUUGCAGUGGGUCGUGUCCGAAAGUGCUGCCCUGAUUGCUACCGGAGCCACUACCGUUGCUUUCGUUCAAAUCAUGGGAAGCAUCUGUGCCUUCAUGCUGGCUCGCACGAUUCGACGAACCAAGUCAUUGAGGGAAGCACGCCGCUGGCAGCUGCAGCAGAGCCUCGGAAUCAUGACCAAGCCACACGAUCCGUCCUACACGCAAAUGGAGAAGUCGGAGAAGAAUGCGGACUCGGAGAUGUAUCUGCCCAAUAGUCCGAGCGUUAACUAGUAGGACGAAUAAGGAAGGCAGGAACCUGGUGGGUCGAGCCGAAAUUCACUUAGGAGAAUAGAAUGAGAUAAAUCUAUGUGUGAUGGUGCCAAUUAUUCGAUUAAUGUAUUUAUGUAUCAAACUGAUUUG
Molecule: messenger RNA, 1088 nt
Organism: Ochlerotatus camptorhynchus
Lineage: Eukaryota; Metazoa; Arthropoda; Insecta; Diptera; Culicidae
Product: tetraspanin-7-like
Exons: 4
Coding region: 102-959 (285 amino acids)
Cellular component (GO): plasma membrane
Source: RefSeq, a predicted model, not a curated record